Messenger RNA from Cryptococcus amylolentus CBS 6039, 972 nucleotides. RefSeq lists its product as hypothetical. Bases 118 to 882 code for a protein of 254 amino acids. Gene Ontology annotation, molecular function: acyltransferase activity, transferring groups other than amino-acyl groups. The transcript has 4 exons. NCBI's taxonomy places the organism in Eukaryota, Fungi, Basidiomycota, Tremellomycetes, Tremellales, Cryptococcaceae. The record is from RefSeq and is a predicted model, not a curated record.
CCUUUUCUCCUUGCAAUCAGAUCCUCGCCAGCCACGCAUUACAACUUGUACCUCCAGACCACAGGCUAAUCGCUCACCUUCUACCCCAUACACUGCCCAGGACAAAGCAAACGAACCAUGCCCGACCCCACCGCCAUCGCCUCCGGCGCAGAUACAGAUACAAACCCCACCCCAACUCCCUGCCCCAUCCAGCUCGGCCCCACAUCUACAUCAAGCACAAGCAUCGCCUACAUACCCCUGAAAGGCGCUGAAGGGUUCCGACUGACCCCUGCAGGAGAGGGGGAUCUGGAUGAUCUCGUGGAUCUCUACAACCGGCCGGAACUGGGUAAAUGGGCUUGUCGUCGACCGUACCCAUAUACCAAAGCCCAUACAAACUUCCUCAACAUUCCCGCCAACGCCCCCAUCCUCACCUCCAUCCUCCGCACCCUAUCCCUCCCCUCAACAUCCACAAACGACGACGACGACGCGCGUAAAGCCCGUGCUUCUUUUAUCUUUAAUGCUCUGAGAGAAGAGUCGACAGGGAAGGUGGUGGGGAUGGUGUUUAUCGGUCCUUCGGACCGUACGAGUACUCCACCAGGAUCAGGAUCAGGAUCGGGAUCAGAAUCGGGAUCAGGAUCGGGAGGACUGUGGGAGGUGGGGUAUGAUCUGUCCCCCGAGUACUGGGGUAGGGGUUUGGGGAGGAGGAUGGUGCAGGGGGCGUUGGAGUAUGCGAAAUGGGCUGGGGUGACGCAAGUCUGCGCUUUCCAUCAACCCGAAAACACCGCCUCCGCCGCGCUCCUCUCCAAGAUAGGUUUCACAAAGCACUCUGAACGCCUUGUAGAAUGGCCGAAAGAGAAGGGUGGCGGGAAGCGGCUGUGUUAUGAGUGUAGGAUCGAUCUUUAGGGCGCACACUCUUUCUCUUCGUCGUAGAGUGGGGUGAUAUGUACGAGUACUCAAGUACAGUAUGACUUUGAUGAAGCAUUUCCUGUUCUG